UUAUGCAAUGUACUGCUGGAAGUGGCGACAGUAAAGUAAGGUAGCCCCAGAGGAGGGAUCUUAUGGUUUUAGCUAAAAUAUGUUACAUCCACAUACUCUUAUUUAGCGAUGUAAGAUAGUAUAGCGUUACAAAAAAAGGAGGAACCAAACAAGAAAAGUACAUAAAAGGCAUCAUGGACCAGUCAUCAUACCGUUUGCUGCAGAUUCUGUCCUUGGCAUGUCUGGCCUGUAGGCUCACUUCUAGUUCUUUCAAAAACUACGGAACAAUAAUCCCACAAUCUCCAACAGUGGAAAUCGGGAAGGAAUUCACCGCUACCUGUGUAGUCUAUGAUGCUGCUAAAGCCACAGCGGAUGACAUCUACUGGACGAGUGGUGGCGUCAUAGUGCCCAAAGAGCAGUACACCAAGAUCAACGACUCAGCUGUUAACGUAACCAUAACUAUCACCGGGGAAACUGGAAAAUGGUUACUUUGUAAAAAGAAUGAGUCUCCCUCAUCCUUAAACAAAAGCAAAACAAUCCACGGGAUUGAAUUGACCAAAGGGUAUCCUCCUGAGAAGCCUGAGAAUUUGUCCUGUAUGGCUGUCCAGUUCGACCGACAGAUUUCCUCCAAUGUGACGUGCACAUGGCAGCCUGGGGAAAUGGACGAGAAGAUAAGCACAACAUUCACCUUGUUUGGAAGUGUAAUUGCCGUAAACCAGAACUACAGCACAAAAGCUCAGAGAAGCAGUGGAUGCAUCUACUUUGGCAACUUUCCAAACUAUAUGGAACUGGAUAUAUGGGUAGACGUGGAAAACAAUUUGGGGAAGGUUCAAUCGGACGUUCUGUUCAUAAUUGAUCCGAAUGAAAUGGUGAAAACGAAUCCCCCAUUAGACGUCAAUAUUAUUUCAGAGAAGAACUUUUCCAGGACCCUCUUAGUGAGCUGGAAGCACCCUAUCCAUGAAACUGUUGUCAAACUGAAAUACAACCUCAGGUUCUGCACUGUGGGCUCUGGAGACUGGACUGAGGUACCCCCAAAUGACACUGAAAGUAGCAAGGAGUCUUUCCGUCUCCAAUACCUUAAGCCAGACAUGGAGCACGUAGUGCAGGUCCGCUGUAUGCAUCACACGGGCUACGGCUACUGGAGUGACUGGAGCGCGAACUCUACCGCCAGGACCCCAGAGGACAAGCCUACAAGUAAACCAGACCUAUGGAGAGUGGUCAUUCCCAGUCAAGGCAAAAGUGAGCGGAGAGUGGAAGUGAUGUGUAAGGAUCCAGUGGAGUCCAAUGGAAGGAUACGAGGCUACAACAUCAAGAUCCAAGAUGGAGCCUGGGAGGUUGUGCCGGUCAAUGGCUCUGAGCUAAACUCCAGGUCGCAGGAGAGGAAAAUUAUCCCCCUUUACCAGAUUCCACUGUCUGACAAGAGAAGAGGCUCCAUUGAAUUGAAGGCCUGGAAUUCUGUUGGCGAGUCUCCCCGAGCUUCUUUGGGCAUUCCUAAAUUGGCCCACGAGCCCCCUCCAGUGGCAUCGCUCAGUUGUUUUAACCAGGACAGGAGGCUGUGGGUGGAGUGGCAGCCGCCCAAUGUGGAGGCCACAGGGGUGACUGAGUAUGUCCUGGAGUGGGUUUCGGUCAGUGACGGCGCGAUAGACUGGCAGAGAGAACCUAGACACAACAGGAAGGCACCCAUUAAAGGUACCCUUCAGAGAUUUAUGCUCUACAAUAUAUCUGUGUAUCCCAUGUACUCUGGGUGGACUGGGAAACCAUUAACCACUGCAUGCUUUCUGGAACAAGGAGCUCCACUGGAGGGUCCCUCUGUGAAAGUGAGGAGAACAGGGAAGAGCAACGCUGAGGUGGAAUGGAUGGAGAUUCCGCUGGACAAACGGCGAGGCUUCAUCACAAACUACACAAUAUUCUACAUCACAGGAAGCAAGGAACACUCAAUAGUUGUCUCUCCGGACACCUACUCUUACACAGUGGAGGGCCUGGCCAGCAACAGUAAGCAGGUGGUGCGGAUCAUGGCCUCUACAGUACAAGGCUCGACAAAUGGCUCGGACCUGUCGUUCAAUACUCUGAUGUAUGCUCCUGGGCAGAUGGAAGCCACCGUGGUGUCUGUGUGCAUCGGUGUCCUGUUUGUCAUAGUGCUAACUGUGUCCCUCUGCAUGUACAAAAUUGACUUGAUAAAAAAGAUCUGGCCACCGGUUCCAGAUCCCUCCAACAGUACUAUCGCUAACUGGUCGCCUGAUUUCCCCACCAAAGCUGUCAGUCCCAAGGAGAGUGUGCUGGGCGACGUGAGUGUGGUGGAGGUGGACGUAUUCGACAGGAAGUCGCUGUGCGAAGAGGAUAAGGCGGGCCUGCCGCUCAAGAAGGACAAGUACCUGUCGGAGGAGCACAGCAGCGGCAUUGGCGGCUCUUCUUGCAUGUCGACGCCACGCCAGAGUGUCUCGGACAGCGAGGAAGGCGGUGACUCGGGCCAGACCAUGACCAGCACCGUCCAAUACUCGUCGGUGGUGGCCUCCAACGGCUACAAGGGCCAGUCCCCUUGUACUCUGCCCCAGUCCCCCUGCACUCUGCUCCAGACCCCCCAGUGUGGCUCCUCACAGUCCCAGACGCCCAGCUUCGCCCGCUCUGAGUCCACCCAACCCCUGCUGGACAGCGAAGAGAGCCAGGAGGGCAGUGGGCAGUCCCACCAGCGGAACCCCUACUUCAGCCGUUCACCUGUGGCUAGCGAAAGCAGAGACCCGGGGGACAGGAACCAGCUGGAGAUGGAGGAGCAGGGGUUGGCUUCGCUCCGGUUCUGCCCUCUGGAGGAGGGGUCACAACAGACCACGCCCACAGAUGAGGGACAAUCCCCUGACGAACAGCCAGGCCCCGUUCCUAGCUAUAUGCCUCAGCUGAGGGGCCACAGGCAACCGUGUUAGGAGAGGAGAACAAAUGGUGACUUUAGUUUCGAAGUCAUCUCACUUCAUUCAUUUAUCCCUCCUUUGUGCCUUGGAUCAUUUUAGACAUUCAUUUAUCCCUCCUUUGUGCCUUGGAUCAUUUUAGACAUUCAUUUAUCCCUCCUUUGUGCCUUGGAUCAUUUCAGACAUUCAUUUAUCCCUCCUUUGUGCCUUGGAUCAUUUUAGACAUUCAUUUAUCCCUCCUUUGUGCCUUGGAUCAUUUUAGACAUUCAUUUAUCCCUCCUUUGUGCCUUGGAUCAUUUCAGACAUUCAUUUAUCCCUCCUUUGUGCCUUGGAUCAUUUCAGACAUUCAUUUAUCCCUCCUUUGUGCCUUGGAUCAUUUCAGACAUUCAUUUAUCCCUCCUUUGUGCCUUGGAUCAUUUCAGACAUUCAUUUAUCCCUCCUUUGUGCCUUGGAUCAUUUCAGACAUUCAUUUAUCCCUCCUUUGUGCCUUGGUUCACUUCAGACAUUCCGUUCAAGAUUUCAAAUGAUGAAUUACGUCGGCAUAUUAAUUUUCCUACAGACAUCCUAACUUGCCUCAUUAAAUCUCUUUUUAAGUGGAUGACAGUUUGGCUCCAAGCCUUCAGCUUGUUUGUGGAGUUUUUGUUUUAACAUUCCAAGAAGCAAAUAGACCACUUUUUCAUGUUAUCAUCAGUGUAAUACAUGGGAUUCUGAGAUGCUGUAUCUUAUAGGUAAGACUAGACAGGCAGUGCAUAACAUUGGGGCGGCAGCGUAGCCUAGUGGUUAGAGCGUUGGACUAGUAACCGGAAGGUUGUGAGUUCAAACCCCCGAGCUGACAAGGUACAAAUCUGUCGUUCUGCCCCUGAACAGGCAGUUAACUCACUGUUCCCAGGCCGUCAUUGAAAAUAAGAAUGUGUUCUUAACUGACUUGCCUGGUUAAAUAAAGGUUAAAUAAAUAAAAACAUCUUUUCUCUUGGCAACCACCAUCUCAAUCAGUUCACAUGACAGACAGGAGUUUAUAGACACAGGUCAGGCAUUACUAAUCAAUGAUGAACAUCUGAUUUUCAUCCUUACAACGCAUAUGCUGUACAUGAAUGUAAUUAACAGAUCUCGUCGGUCUCAAACAGCAAUGUCCCCGAGGAGCUAGGCACCAAACAGUAGAAAACAGGGAGGAGCUACAUGGACCUGUCCAAUGCUUAUUUUGCUUAUUUUCGCUAGUCGGCCCUAAUGAAGAUGACUGUGUUCCCAGGAUGGUAGAUUGAAUGGUAAAGUGUUCCAAUGUGGCAUAUUUUCUUUUUUCUUCAUAGUAUCUAGGACCAUGUCUAUGGACUGAAGUAAUGCCUCACAAUGAAAAGUUUACUCAAUUUAAAAGCCUCUUCAGUAGCUAGUGAGCUUUGUACUGUUUAUCAUUCGUUGUGUUAGCUUCACCUGUCGUCCGAAGAGCAUAGUCUAGAAGUGGGCGCUGAUCUCUACAAACUGGUUGAAUUUAUAGUGCAUUUGGAAAGUACUCUGACCCUUUCUCCACAUUUUGCUAUGAGACUCAAAUUGAGCUCCGGCGCAUCCUGUUUCCUUUGAUCAUCCUUGAUGUUUCUACAACUUGAUUUAUUGGAUAUCAUUUGGCAAGGUGCGCGCACACCUGUCUAUAUAAUGUCCCGAAACAAAAUGUGGGAAAAGUCCAGGGUUCUGAAUUCUUUCCGAAUGCAGUGUAGAAUAGAAAAUAGGACUUAAAGGAAGCCAACAUGUGACACUAACCAAUACAACAGGACCCCUUGAAAUAUGCUACACUAGUCAGUAUAUGACUGGUGACAUGGCGUCAUUUCAGGUAGGGAAUCUGUAAAAAAACUCUUUGACAAAUGUAUAUUUGCCUUUUUACAAUGCCUUAAGAAUUUUUAUUCGAGGUCAACUUGACAUGCUGUUAUGAAUUCUGCUCCAAGUCAUCUUUAGACUUGAUCUGUUGCCAAAGACCUUAAUACCCAGGAAUUACUAAAUGUUUCAUGUUCAUUUCAAAAUUCUAUGAAUUACUACUAUUUUUGUUUUUAAAUACAAGAUUUAUUUUAUUUUAAAUUGAUCUGUUAAUAAGGACAUUGUGGUUAAAUUUAACGAAAGGUAAAGCAGUGCUAUGCAAGUUCCCUGUCCAUCUGGUUCCAGGUCAGAUUUUAGAGAGAUUACUGGUACAGUAUUAUAUGUACUGAAAAGGAAGAUUGUGUAUUAUUUCUUACAGGUAUAUCUUUAUUUUUUAUAUUAAUUAGUUUGUUUGUUUUGUCAUGAAAAUAGUUUGUUUGGAAUGUACAGAUCUCAACUGGACCUCCAAAUGAGUUUCUACAGCAAGGAGUAUGCUCAGAAAUUAAUGUACUUUUACCUACAUUUGGAUGUUGCUACUUAUGAAAACUAUUCUGACAUCACUCAGUUAACACUACAUUUCCAUUGUAUACAGAGAACAGCGUAGUAUUUCACUGCAUGCAACCAUAACAUAAACCCUUUUUGGAGCAGUAUUAAGUAUGAAAUAAACUAGUUUAAAUGCC
Messenger RNA from Oncorhynchus gorbuscha (pink salmon), 5395 nucleotides. Its product is annotated as interleukin-6 receptor subunit beta-like. Lineage: Eukaryota; Metazoa; Chordata; Actinopteri; Salmoniformes; Salmonidae. The coding region runs from base 174 to 2894 and encodes 906 amino acids. Gene Ontology annotation, biological process: cytokine-mediated signaling pathway. The transcript has 16 exons. Gene Ontology annotation, cellular component: external side of plasma membrane; membrane. The record is from RefSeq and is a predicted model, not a curated record. Gene Ontology annotation, molecular function: protein binding; cytokine receptor activity.